AUGAGGUUUCUGAUCUCACUGUGUGUGUCUCUUCUGCUGCUGAUUAAUGGUGAUAUAAUCAAUGGACAAACUUCAGAUCCUACAACUUCCAGCUCUGAUCCAUGCUAUAAUUAUAACAUUAUUGAUGAAAACUGGAGAGAAAUACAACAAUAUAAUAACUAUGGCUAUGAUGACACCCUUGUUGAAUGGAGUGGUUGGUAUCGUCUGUAUCUGAAUGGAGAAAGUGCCCAGAUGUCUGAGUGGUGUGUGAGUAAUAUGAGAUGUGGUGGUUCCACUGGACUGUAUCUCAAUGGCUCUCAUCCAAGAGUUGAGGAUGGAGUGGUGACCUGUGAAGUCUUGGGAACUACUUCAUGGUGGGGAUAUGAAGAUGCCAAUCAGUGUGGCACCUACACAUCCACAUCUAUCCAAGUCAAAACCUGUCCAGGAGACUAUUAUGUCUAUGAAUUUGUCAAACCCAACAUAUCAGGCCCCAGUCCUACAUAUUGUGCAGUUGCCUUCCAAAGCAUCAGCAGUGAUCCCUGCUACAACUAUGAGUCUCUGGAUCGUCCCUGGAGAGCCAACAAUGAAAGUGGAGAUUACAUUUGGGAUGAAUCUUUCUCCUGGAAUGGCUGGUACCGGCUUUUCUACUAUGGAAUGAACAUCCAGAUGCCAGAGACCUGUGUGGAUUCAUACAGCUGUAAUGCAGAAUAUAGUCUGUGGCUCAAUGGUCCUCAUCCUCAGAUAGAGGAUGGAGUGGUGACUAGAGAGGUCUGUGCAGGGUCUUAUUGGGGCAGCUGCUGUAAUUACAAAUCAAAACCCAUCAGAGUGAAAGCGUGUGCAGGCAAUUACUAUGUCUAUGAACUUGUGAAAACACAACUCUGGUGUUCAGGAUACUGUACAGAUGUCAGCACCAUUUCACAGGUGGCUCCCACUGUAAGUCCAGAUAUAAUCACUGGAUCCAGCAUCACCUUCAAUUAUGACCCGUGUGAAAACUACAAUGUAAUCAACAACUACUGGAGAAGCACACGCAAUUACUGGUAUUGGUACGGCUAUAUAAAUGGACAUGAUGACACUCUUGUAGAAUGGGACGGCUGGUAUCGACUCUUCAUCGAUGGAUCAAAUGCUCAGAUGCCCGAGUGGUGUUUUUAUUACAUGUCAUGUGGAAGUUUUAGUUCUCUGUAUCUUGGUGGCUCUCAUCCUCGGCUAGAAGAUGGAGUUGUUACUCGUGAAGUUUUUGGUUCUCACUAUGAAGAGUGCAGUCGUUACAGAUCUGAACCAAUCCAAGUCAAAGCUUGUCCUGGAGAUUAUUAUGUCUACAAAUUUACCAGACCAACAGUCUCAAUCCCAGCUCCUGUGUAUUGUGCAGUUCCUUCCUCCAUCCCAAGCGUUGAUCCCUGCUACAACUACACCAGUCUGGAUGAACCAUGGAGAGCCACUGACAACUAUUACUAUAAUAACUAUUACUCCAAUGGCAUGUGUGAUUAUAAUGUGGAGUGGAAUGGCUGGUACAGAAUGUUCUACAAUGGUCAAAAUGCUCAGGUGCCAGAAUCAUUUGUAAAUCAAGGCAUGUGUGGCACUAAUUACCCAAUGUGGCUCAACGGCCCUAAUCCACAGCUGGAAGAUGGAGUGGUCACUCGUCAGGUCUGUUUAAGUGCCAACUGUGAAUUCAAUUCCCACCCUAUAAGUGUCAAAGCCUGUCCUGGAAAUUACUAUGUUUAUGAGUUUGUCAAGCCAAUGUUUUGCUCAGCUUACUGUGUAGAAGCCUCAAGUCAGUCCAUCCCAUCAGUGUCUACAACAUCUGAGACAAUCCCAUCCAUAGAAUCCAUUACUCCACCAAUCACAACCACUGCUCUCCCUGUUGACCCCUGCUACAACUACAACAUCCUGGACGAUCCAUGGAGAGCCACCAGCAAUCAACAUUCCUCUCAAAUAAUGUGUGAUGUUUGGGUCAGCUGGAGCGGUUGGUACCGUCUCUACAUCCAGGGUCAGAGUGUUCAGAUGCCAGACACAUGUGUUGAGCAGUAUAGUUGUGGCACUCAUGCUCCACUCUGGCUGAACGGAGGUCACCCAACAGUUGAGGAUGGAGUGGUCACUCGAGACGUCUGCGGUCACUGGAACAAUGACUGCUGUGCUUUUCUGUCCAAUCCAAUUAAAGUCAAAGCCUGUCCAGGAGAUUAUUAUGUCUAUGAGUUUGUGAGUCCAACAACCUGCAAUUUGGCUUACUGUGCAGGUAAAGGGCCAUUUUAUCCAUUUGGAACUGGAGACACAGUGAAUGGACGCAUUGAUGACGGGAGUUCAUCAGUUAUAUACCUUCAGCAGACAUUUAUAUUUUUUGGGCAAACAUACAACCAAAUUUAUGUUAACAACAAUGGACACUUGACUUUUGACGGGGCAUGGUACAGCUACACUCCAUACCAGUUUCCAGCCUAUGGAGGGAAAGACCUCAUUGCUCCAUUCUGGACAGAUAUUGACAAUCGUUGGACUGGUGUAAUCUCAUAUGAACAGUACACCUCUGGCAGUGUCCUUACACAAGCAACCCAAGACAUAAACCAAUACUUCCCUGACUUGAGUUUCUCUGCUUCAUGGGUCUUUGUUGCAACAUGGGAUAGAGUUGCAUAUUACUACAAUUCAGGAACAGAAACAUCUUUCCAAGUGGUUUUGAUUUCAAAUGGCCAUCUCUCAUUUGUUUUAAUGAACUAUGGUGCAAUCGCUCCAACACAACGAUAUGUACAGGCUGGUUAUGACACUAUUGAUUCAAGUCACCAUUUUUCAAUUACUGGAUCGCUCCAGAAUGACAUCACAAGCCUACCAUACAGCAGCAAUGUCAAUGUGCCAGGCAGAUGGGCCUUCAGAACAGAUCAUGGAUCACGGGGCUGUCAAUUUAAUGGUUUUCCAGUGCAGCUGGGAGACUCUUUCUGGAGUGAUGCUGCCUGCCAGGAAAGAUGCACCUGUACCACAAGAGGCCUCCAAUGCAGCGUUGAGCCGUGUACUUAUUCCCAAACUUGUCGUCCUGCUGCUUUCCAAUACUCUUGCCAGAACAUUCAGCGACAAACAUGCACCAUCUCUGGUGAUCCUCACUACUACACUUUUGACAAUCAGAUUUUUCACUUUCAGGGAACCUGCACAUAUGUUCUCUCUGAGGCUUGUGGAAAUGGUUUGCCGUACUAUCGAAUUGAGGGAAAAAAUGAGCAUCGGGGUAGCACACAUGUGUCAUGGACUCGAAUGGUCAGAGUAUUUGUCUAUGAUGAAGAAAUUGAAUUGGUUAAAGAUCACUAUUAUGAGGCAAAGAAUGCCACAUGUGGUCUGUGUGGAAACUAUAACCUGCAUCCUGAAGAUGACUUCCGUUCAAUCUCUGGAGAGAUCUUGAGCUCAGAUGUUGAUUUUGCCAACUCUUGGAAGGUACAGGGAGACACAGACCCCGAAUGCCAUGAUGUCAGGUGCACAGGUCUAGGUUGUGCGACCUACAUAGAGAACUGCGUCUAUGAUCUUUGCUUAGGAGGAGGGUACCAGCCCAUUUUGUGCCAGGCACUUAAUGUGUAUUCUGCUCAAUGCCAACAGCAGGGUGUACAACUAGGGCACUGGAGACAACCAGGCUUUUGUGAGAUUCAAUGUCCAGAGCACAGUCAUUUCGAGUCCCAUGGAACAGGCUGCCCUGCAACUUGCAGCAACCCCUCCGCCCCAACAAACUGUCCCUUGCCCAAUCAGGAGAGCUGCUUUUGUGAUGAUGGGCACAUCCUCAGUGCUGGGCAAUGUGUGCCUGAAGCGAACUGUGGCUGUGUCUUUGAGGGCUUCUAUUAUCCUGAGGGACAGUCAGUAGUGUUGGGCGAGGACUGUGGGAGGCAAUGUGUUUGCAGUAGGGGGUCAAUGGUGUGCAGUCAGCACCAGUGUGGUCCAGCAGAAGUGUGUGGACUCCAUAAUGGUGUAAGGGGUUGUAGACCCAUCAGUUAUGCUACCUGUUCAGUUGAAAGCCUGGGUUCAUACCACACCUUUGAUGGACAAACUUUCAGAUAUCCAGGAGCUUGUGGACUGACCCUUGCAAGAGUGAUGGGGCCAUCCCAGCUGCCAUACUUUGUAUUGACAGUGGAGAAAGUACCUAGAGGCAUUCAAGAGUUUUCCAGGUUCCUGAGGUUUGAGACAGGAGGAACUCAUGUUUCCAUUGAAUUGGGAGAAGGUAGCAAUGUGCAGGUGGAUGGACAGAUGGUCGGUCUACCCAUCAGUGUUGGGUCCAGUCAGAUCCAUAUCUAUCACAGCAGUUCAAGAGGAUUUGUUUUGGAAACAAACUUUGGAGUGACUAUUAGAGCUGACUGGCCACACAUUGUCCGAAUCAAAGCUCCAACCACUUACAAUGGUACACUUGGAGGUCUCUGUGGGAACUUGAAUGGAAAUAUUGAUGAUGAAUUCUACAGCCCAAAUGGUGUCCUGCUGGAUGACUCCCAGCUUUUUGCAGACAGCUGGCGUGAUGGAUCCCUGUCAGCCCACUGUGUGGAUUCAACAGACAUGUGGGAACCAGGUAUUUAUCAGAACAGAAGUGAGUUCAGAGAGCACUGCAACAUUAUGGCCAUGAAUGAGGGACCAUUUGCUGAGUGCAGUAGAACACUAGACCCUUGGCAACGGAUUGAAGAUUGUAUUCAGAUGCUGGAGCAGACAGACGGUGCUAGGGAGGCUCUAUGUGAAGCCCUACGAGGUUACACACUGUACUGCCAACAGAAUGGCAUCACAGUUGGAGAGUGGAGGAGUAUCACCCACUGUGAUCCCAACUGUCCAGCUAAUACCCAUUACGAACUGUGUGGCACAUCCUGUCCUGCAUCCUGUCCUAGCCUCUCAUUUCCCUUCCAGUGCACGCUGCCAUGCCAGGGGGGAUGCCAGUGCAAUGAUGGACUGGUGCUGGAUGGAGACCGCUGUGUUUCCCCAACUGGUUGUGGCUGCCACUAUGAUGGCCGCUAUCGGCAACCUGGGGAGCAGUUCUGGCAUGGUGAAGAAUGCCAGUUCCAGUGCGUCUGUGAUGGAAUCACUGGAAAUGUCCGUUGCACACCAUCAUCUUGCAGUGAACAGGAAAUCUGUCGUGUGGUGGAAGGAGAGUAUGGCUGCCAUCCCCGUCCACAUGGUAGCUGUUAUGCUUCUGGAGACCCGCAUUAUAUCUCUUUUGAUGGAACCUAUUUUGACUUUCAAGGCCCGUGCCGAUAUGUGCUGGCCAAAGUUUGUGACGAGGCUCGUGGUCUACCGUCCUUCCAGGUGGAUGCAAGAAAUCAAAGAUUGGAUGGAUGGCCAGUGUCAAUAACUGUUGAAGUUUUGGUCAAUGUGUCUGGGCAUCUUGUGCACAUUUCACAGGACAUGAACAGUUAUUCUGCUGUUAAGGUUGAUGAAGAGAUCAGAAACCUCCCUGUCUACCUUGACUCUGGUCGAGUAUCUGUCUAUUCCACAGGAGGGUUUACAUAUGUCUCAACUGACUUUGGUUUCACUGUCACUUUUGGUUUCUGGGCAGUAAACAUUGUUGUGCCGGCAGACUACAGUGGAGUUGUGUGUGGCAUUUGUGGCAACUUUAAUGGCAAUCCCGGAGAUGACUUCCUCACUCCUUCAGGCACUCCAGCACCUUCAAUAGACCAGUUUGGGGCAGAAUGGAUGGUUGAGGAUGGCAUGCCAUGUAAUGAUGGAUCUGAAAACACUUGUCCUGACUGUUGCAGAGAUGAGAGCACAACUCUUAUCUCACAAGCCUUGUGUGGAAUCAUCAGGGACAGUCAGGGUCCCUUUAGCUUCUGCCAUGGUUCUGUAGAUCCACAAGCCUACUUUGAUAGCUGUGUGUUUGAUGUGUGCACGUCGGAGAACAACAAUGAUGUUUUGUGUCACUCAGUUCAAGCCUAUGCAAGUUCUUGUCAAUCUGCUAAUGCCAUUGUCUAUCCCUGGAGAGAAAAUGCAUCCUGUGUCAUGGACUGCUCAGCAAACAUCCCAAAUAGCCAUUAUGAGGUGUGUGGCACAGACUGUGGCCAUACAUGCGCCAGCAGCAUUGAUGCUAGUUGUGAACACACAUGCUCAGAAGGUUGUUUCUGUGAUGAGGGAUAUGUGAGGAGUGGAGGACUCUGUGUGCCAGUGGAGCAAUGUGGCUGCUUGUAUGAUGGAUUCUACUAUAAUAUUGGUGAACAGUUCUGGGAUUCAACAUGUUCCCAACGCUGUCAGUGUUUUGCUCCAAAUGAUUUACGCUGCUCUGCAUCUGUCUGCCCACAAGCCUUGGAGUGUGCAGUCAGAAAUGGACAACGUGACUGCUACAGUCCAAUGUCCACCUGCACAGUCUGGGGCGAUCCACACUACAUCACCUUUGAUGGAGCUCUGGCUCACUUUCAGGGAACUUGUUCAUAUGAGGUUGCCCAGACCUGUGGUAACGUUACAGACAGUGAUCUGGAGUUUCGUGUGGUGGCCACCAACAGGCACCGUGGAAACAUGGUGGUAUCAUUUGUGUCUGCAGUGGAUGUUUGGUUGUCUCAGCAUGGACAACAUAUGCACAUCACAAUUGGCCAAAACAGGAUAGUUAAAGUUGAAGGGAAUGCCAUCGACACACCAGCAUAUCAAAACAAUGAUCUUGUAGAGAUACGUGAAGAGCAGGGAUUCGUGAUUCUGAAUGCUUUUAAUGAAUUCAUUGUCCAUUUUGAUGGACAUAGCAGCCUUCUAGUCAGAGUUAGUGAACGAUUCUAUGGAUCUCUAUGUGGAAUGUGUGGAAAUUUCAAUGGAAAUCCUGCAGAUGACAAAGUGCUGCCCAGUGGAGACCCCGCUCCUGAUGAUGAUUCCUUUGGCCACAGCUGGCAAUCAGACACCAGCAUUCCAGGCUGUGGUGCCAGAGACCAGACAGGUAAUGCUGAUGAGUGUCCAUCCAGACAGAGAUAUUCUGAUCUCUGUAGUAUUAUCACCAACACCACUGGCCCCUUCCAGAACUGCCAUCUUCAUGUUGACCCUGCACCUUACUACUACUCUUGUGUGUAUGAUCUGUGUCUGUACACACGUGCAAAUGACAUGUUGUGUUCAGCUGUUGAGGCCUAUGAGACAGCUUGUGCCAUCUUGGAGAUACAGAUCCCAGAAUGGCGUUCGGGUAUGCGGUGUGAUGUGAGAGAUCGCUGUUCUGAGCUCAGCUGCUCUGAGGAUGAAUGGUGUGGGAAGAAAAAUGGUGUUUAUGGCUGUAUGUGUAACGAUGACCUACCCAGACCACAAGCUGACUCUUUUGAUUUCUCAGAAAGCUGUGAAAGCAGCUCUGGCUCCAUGUCUGUGUCUCGCUGUCAGCUCUUUGAGGCUGGUUUUCCGGCUGAUGUCUUGCACCUCAGUGAUCCCAGCUGCAGAGGAACGGUCCGGAAUGGCAGAGUGGAAUUCUAUUUUGAUAACGAUGAACACAUCUGUGGCACAAAUCUUGUGGCCAACGGCACCCACUUUAUCUAUGAUAACUUUAUUCUGGGGGCACCGAGGUCAGAGGGUCUCAUCAGCAGAGAGAAAAUCCUCAAGCUUUCUUUCAGCUGUGUUUAUCCUCAAACCCAAACACUUUCCAUGAAUGUGGAAAUCAACCCACUGGAGAGUGUUGUGCACAAGACCCUCCCGGCUGGUGAAGGCAGAUAUCAGGUGCGGAUGAUUCCAUAUGAGGAUGAUGAGUUUACUCGGCCCUUCACUGGUAGAGUGGAUGCAGAGCUGGACCAGAAGAUGAAUGUGGAAGUUCGUGUCGAGGGGGUGGACAGCCGUCAGUUUGCUCUGGUGAUGGACACGUGUUGGGCUACACCUGUGAAUGAUCCUGAUUACAGUCUCCGCUGGGAUCUCAUCGUUAGAGAGUGUCCCAAUCCAAAUGACGACACAGUGGAGCUGCUGCAGAACGGCGUCUCGACAUCCAGCCGUUUUUCCUUCAGGAUGUUCAUCUUCACUGCAAACUCCACUAAGCUUUACCUGCACUGUGCUGUUCACCUUUGCCUUAUGUCAAGCAAUCGCUGUUCACUGGACUGUAACUCUGGACAGCAGUGGAGAGAGCGCAGGUCUCUGGACUUUCAUGACAGUGCUUCUAUAUCCUUGGGUCCUCUGAUGUUGUCUGAAGGGAACACAGAUAAGUGGGUCCCAGAGCAAGUGAAGGUGUCUGAGGCUUCUUCUCUGUGUGCUUCUCUGAUGCUGUUACUUGUUCCUCUGAUGAGUGUUCUGACCCUCUUUUAGUUUACUUCAACAAAAAAUGUAUAUUGUCUAUUAAUAUGGAACUGGUGUUACAUUUGUGGUGGGUUUCUAAAUAUUUUUUUUUAUUUCAUUUAUGUGGUGUCAUAAAUGAUGAUUUAACCCUUUACAUUAGUUAUUAUACACUACAUUCAUUCUGUUUUACUUGAGAGGAUGUUCUGCAAUAGCAAACAAUCAGAUUUGCAUUAAUUCAAAUCAUGCAAAAUUAUUAAUAGGGUAACUUCUGUUUUUGCGUUUCCUUUUCAAAAUGUAACCUUUUAGUAAUC
Carassius gibelio (silver crucian carp) is the source of this 8426-nucleotide messenger RNA. RefSeq names its product alpha-tectorin-like. Gene Ontology annotation, molecular function: protein binding. Gene Ontology annotation, biological process: cell-matrix adhesion. The transcript is spliced from 33 exons. Bases 1 to 8145 code for a protein of 2714 amino acids. Lineage: Eukaryota; Metazoa; Chordata; Actinopteri; Cypriniformes; Cyprinidae. The record is from RefSeq and is a predicted model, not a curated record.